AUGGUAAAUGUAACUUUCACAACUGGAUUUCUCCUCAUGGGCUUCUCUGAUGAUCGUAAGCUUCAGAUUUUACAUGCAAUGCUCUUUUUGGUGAUAUACCUGCUGGCCCUCACAGGUAACAUGCUGAUUAUCACCAUAAUUACCUUGGACAACCGUCUGCAUUCUCCCAUGUAUUACUUCUUGAAGCACCUCUCUCUUUUGGACCUCUGCUUCAUCUCUGUCACAGUCCCUCAGUCCAUUGCAAACUCUCUUAUGGGCAGUGGUUUCAUUUCCCUUGGUCAGUGUAUUCUUCAGGUCUUUUUCUUUAUAGCCCUGGCCUCAUCUGAAGUGGCCAUCCUCACCGUGAUGUCUUAUGACCGAUAUGUUGCGAUCUGUCAGCCACUCCAGUAUGAGACCAUUAUGGAUCCCAGUGCCUGCAGGUGUGCAGUGAUGGCUGUAUGGAUUGCAGGAGGCCUCUCUGGGCUCAUACACACAGCUGUUAAUUUCUCGAUUCCUCUUUGUGGGGAGAGAAUUAUUCACCAGUUCUUCUGUGACAUUCCACAAAUGCUGAAACUGGCUUGUUCUUAUGAAUUCAUUAAUGAGAUUGCAGUGGCUGCCUUCACGACCUCGACAGCAUUUAUCUGCCUGAUCUCCAUCAUAUUCUCCUAUAGCCAAAUCUUCUCAGCAGUGCUGAGAAUUCCAUCAUCUGAUGGUAGGGCCAAGGUCUUUUCCACCUGUCUACCACACUUAUUUGUAGUCACCUUCUUCCUUUCAGCUGCAGGAUUUGAAUUUCUAAGACCCCCUUCAGAUUCCCCAUCAGCUAUGGACCUUAUGUUCUCCAUAUUCUACACUGUGAUACCACCAACACUGAAUCCAGUUAUCUAUAGCUUACGAAAUGAAGCCAUGAAGGCAGCUCUGAGGAAGGUGCUGUCAAAAGAAGAAUUGUCUAAGAGAACAAUGUAUUUAAAAUCCUUGUUCAAACUCUAG
Jaculus jaculus (lesser Egyptian jerboa) is the source of this 966-nucleotide messenger RNA. RefSeq names its product olfactory receptor 14J1. Bases 1 to 966 code for a protein of 321 amino acids. Gene Ontology annotation, cellular component: membrane. Gene Ontology annotation, molecular function: G protein-coupled receptor activity; olfactory receptor activity. Lineage: Eukaryota; Metazoa; Chordata; Mammalia; Rodentia; Dipodidae. The transcript has a single exon. Gene Ontology annotation, biological process: G protein-coupled receptor signaling pathway. The record is from RefSeq and is a predicted model, not a curated record.